Messenger RNA from Sparassis crispa, 609 nucleotides. RefSeq lists its product with no specific name. The record is from RefSeq and is a predicted model, not a curated record. Lineage: Eukaryota; Fungi; Basidiomycota; Agaricomycetes; Polyporales; Sparassidaceae. The transcript is spliced from 2 exons. The coding region runs from base 1 to 609 and encodes 202 amino acids.
AUGGAGCCGUCGGCUGUAGCUAGCCCGCUUCAGUCCACCAGCAAUCUACCUGCGUCACCACCUAACUCGGAUGCAACUCAUCCAGAUGUACGGGCCUACGAUGGUCCCGACCGCCCACCAUUCGAAGUUGCCAAUGAAACGGCCUCGCCUGUUCCUAGCACAGCAGAUCGCAGACGCAAGAAGAAGAAGAAGCGACAAGGAGGCGGAGGUGCUGACCGUGAAGUUCCACGGUUCCCGUUCAAUCUAGCGCUGACACUCGAGAACUCGGGGAGCGUCGCGCGAGACCACCUUGCCUCGGAACGCACUUUCUUGGCGUACGUGCGGACUAGUGUCGCGAUUUCAUCCACCGGUGUUGCUCUGGUGCAGCUCUUCACCAUCGCCGAGGCAUCCAAUCAGAAACUGGAGAAGUAUUCACGGCCCCUUGGCGCGACGUUCAUCAUGAUUGGACUGUUCACGCUCGCACUCGGGGGCGCGCGAUAUUUUGAAGUGCAGGGCGCGCUUAUCAGAGGAGUGUAUCCUGCAAUCCGCAUCAGUGUUGUUUUGGUCUCAGUCGCCUUAGGAGCGGUCAUUCUCAUUGUCUUCUGCAUCAUCCUCGCUGUAAGAAAAUGA